Molecule: messenger RNA, 1503 nt
Organism: Psilocybe cubensis
Lineage: Eukaryota; Fungi; Basidiomycota; Agaricomycetes; Agaricales; Agrocybaceae
Exons: 12
Coding region: 1-1503 (500 amino acids)
Biological process (GO): proteolysis
Molecular function (GO): cysteine-type endopeptidase activity
Source: RefSeq, a predicted model, not a curated record
AUGAAGAUCAUCAGAAGUCGUUUGUGGCCUCAAGGACGGAGACAGGCAGUUGAGGCGGCAGUAUUGGCAGCCACAGCUGUUGCAGAACAGGCCGUCGCUAAUCCUGCUCCCGCUGUGAAGACACCGCGGAAGAAGGCGUUGUUGAUUGGGUGUCAGGAAGUGCGAGACCAGCCUCCAUUAUCCCCGGCGUCUCCGGGGCCUUUGUCGCCGUUGUCGGCCAGGUUCAAUAGAUCAGACAACUUUGCGGUGACGGGGUUGAAGAGGAUGAAGACGAAGAUGCAGGAGAAGAAGUCCAUGAAACAGAGUUUGCUGAAAGGGCCUCAUAGAGACGUUGAAGCUCUUCGGAAGCUUUUGAUAGAGGUUUAUGAUUAUAAACCCGAGGAUAUUGUAAUCCUCAUAGAUAAUGACUUACCAGGUCAUAAACAACCUACCCAAGAGAACAUUAUGUAUGAAAUGAAAAAAUUAGUGGAGGGAGCUCAAGAGGGAGAUCGCUUUUUCUUCCAUUUCUCUGGUCACUCGGUACAGGAAGAUACAGAAGAUAUUUCCGAAGAAGAUCGCAAGAACGAAUUCAUCGAGACCUCUGACGGCAAGAGAAUUAAGGACGAUAUACUAAAAGAAACACUCGUUGACCCACUACCACCAAAAACAUCUUUGAUUGCUGUCUUUGACUCAUGUCACUCAGGCUCUUUGCUUGACCUGAAGCAUUUCAGAUGUAAUCGCGUCUAUGUGCCCUGGAUAAACAAAGGAACUCGAAAGACGGCCACCCUGUUGAAUAGUAAUAGUGAGUUCACCCUUUACAUCUUGAGGGAGAGGAAUGAUCAGCUCACAUUACCCAUUGAUCUUUUUGAAGAACGUCAGCGAGCAAAGAUUUCAAUGCCAAAUGCUAUAACGCGGCUAAAGGCGCAAGCUUGGGCGCACUCGUCCAUCGAUAAAGUUCUUAUUUCGCCUACAGACUCUAUAUCAAUACAUGAAGGAACACCCAAUCCGGGUACAGCUGGGCACGUCAAAUCCAAGUUGUCCAUCACCACGGACCUGGUGUCGACAUCCGCCUCUAAAUUCUGGAUAGACUCUCCCACCGUUCGGCAGGAAUGUUCUUCACCGGUAGCAAUGUACUGCACUGGCUACUGUAGACAGCAUGCACUUCAUGACGAAAGCGCUGUGCAAGCGGACGUCAUCUCUAUUUCUUCCGCGAAAGAUGGCCAGAAGUCUUGGGAAGACAGGAACGGCACGUCGAUGACACAAGUUCUCGUUAACAUAUUGAGGAAAGAUCCCCAUCCUACGUUAGCGGACCUAAUGACGCUUGUUAGUCACGACAUCCACGCUUUUUAUGUGGAUUUGCAUGACCGAGCUCGAGAGUAUAAGAAAGCCGUCAGGAUAGCAAAUGAAAAAAUGCGUAAAAAGGGGAAGAAGCCCAGGGAGGGUGAUCCGGUGGAGAUGAAUAAUUUUCAAAAUCCUCAGGUUAGCAUUCUGACAAAAGUGGUCUUGCCAUUUCUUCAUGUUUGA